Molecule: messenger RNA, 2363 nt
Organism: Anopheles coustani
Lineage: Eukaryota; Metazoa; Arthropoda; Insecta; Diptera; Culicidae
Gene: ArfGAP3
Product: ADP-ribosylation factor GTPase-activating protein 2
Exons: 7
Coding region: 301-2097 (598 amino acids)
Biological process (GO): COPI coating of Golgi vesicle
Molecular function (GO): GTPase activator activity
Source: RefSeq, a predicted model, not a curated record
UCACGUCAGGAAAAUUUGGUGUCGAAUCUGUGCCGUGUGUGUAUCGCUUUUUUCCUAAACCAUAAAUCUCUAUCGAAUGGUUUGGUAUCCGUCGGACAGAAGACAUUUGAACUUAAUCGCCUACGCUGUAUAAGCAUUCUGCUCCGGUAUUUUUGCUUUCGGAGCACUACAGUUCCCACAAUCGAAAGCGUUUGUCCCGUGGUGGGUGAGCGUGGACUCUGGGAAAGCUGCCACGGGAGUGGACGUGCAAAUUAUUAUUGUUUCCAAACUCGUGCGUAAGACCACAACACCUCAUCGAAAAUGGCUGGCGGAAGCCUACCAUCGAAAGAGGACAUUGAUGCCAUCUUCCAUCGGCUGCGGUCGCAAUCGACGAAUAAGAGCUGUUUCGACUGUGGAGCGAAGAACCCGACCUGGUCUUCGGUUACAUACGGUGUGUUUAUUUGCAUCGAUUGUUCCGCGGUGCACCGGAACCUUGGCGUGCAUCUGACAUUCGUGCGCUCCACCAACCUGGACACGAACUGGACCUGGCUGCAGAUCCGCCAGAUGCAAGUCGGUGGCAAUGCUAACGCUGCUCAAUUCUUCCGUCAGCAUAAUUGCAACACUACCGACGCCCAGCAAAAGUAUAACUCGCGUGCCGCCCAACUGUAUAAAGAUAAGUUGCUUAAUAAGGCUCAGCAGUCGAUACAGCUUUAUGGCACUACGCUGCACAUUGAUAAUUUAAACGACCAACACCUGAACACUGCCGGCGAUAAGCAAGAGGUAGACUUUUUCUCCGAGUGUGACAACUUCGAUGGCGAUAGCGCCGCCGUAUCAGCCGUACCUUCCGCGGCGAAGGACGAAAGGAACAAUAAUACCAACAGUCUCAAGCAGGACAGAGAGCAGGAAAACAUUCCUAAGUUGGCCUCCCUCAGUGCCACAGUCGAUCCUGCCGCCGGUCCGAGGGUUGAUUUUCUUACCUCGGAAAUCCAGCUCGAUGCUCCCAAGUCGACGAUCGGCGUGCGUAAGAUUCAACCGAAGAAGGCAGGCCUAGGUGCAAAAAAGGGGGGACUCGGCGCGACCCGCGUUAAAACGAACUUUGCCGAAAUCGAGGAGCGCGCCAACAUGGCCGACAAGCUGAAGCUCGCGCCCACCUUGGAGAAGCCUGUCAGUGAGGAGGAAAAGGCCGAAACGCUCGCCAGUGUGCGGCUUGCCUACCAGGAUCUCUCGAUCAAGCAGCACAAGGAGGAGGAAAAGCUGAAAGCGAUCGAUCCGAACAAGGCGAAGCAAAUCGAACGGCUUGGUAUGGGAUUCGGUCGAGCGACCGGCGUUUCCCAUUCGGCACUGACCGACAUGAAGACGCUCACGCAGGAGGAAACGACGACGCGGAGCGGUAUGUCGUUAUCGAAGGCGUUCGAUCGUGAUAACGACUCGUCGAGUGGUGGUGGUGGCGGUGGAGGUGGAAGCACUGGUGGCGGUAGUGGCAAUGGAGGAAAUGACUUUUUCGAUGAUUAUUCCAACAUCUACGGGUAUUCCGGCAGUGGUAAGGGGGCGGAUCUGAGCGAAGCAACACAGAUGGGCUUUGAUACGCUGGAUCCGAUCGACAGCAAGCGUCCUACGGUUAAAACUAUGUUCUCGCCGACGGGCAGCAGCAGCAGCAGUAGCAGUGCAAAAGGUGCCACCAGUAUUAGUGAUCAACCAACUUCUUACAGCCGUGGCGGCGGUGGUGGCAGCAGUAGCAACCGUAGACCCGGCAGCAACCAACAAUCGUCAUCCGCCGACUUGAGCGAUGUGGCGCAGAAAAAGUUCGGUUCAGCGAAGGGCAUUUCGUCGGACCAAUUUUUCGGCGACGAACAGUCCGCCUACGACCGAUCGGCAAACCUUUCGAAGUUCCAAGGCUCAACCAGCAUCUCUUCGGCGGAUUACUUCGGCAAUGGUUCUUCGAUGGGAUCGGGUGGAAGAUCCGGUGGAGGAUCGCGUGGUCCUGCCCUGCAGUACAACGGUCCGGACUUGGAUGAUGUAAGAGAAAGCGUACGACAAGGCGUCACAAAAGUAGCCGGACGAUUGAGCAAUCUGGCAAGCGACGUUAUGAAUUCGAUUCAGGAUAAAUAUGGCUACUAAAGUACAUCGAAAUGGCAAAGGAAAAACAAUACGAUGAAAGAUACAAAUUUCAACAAUCAACACAGUUUAUAGCUUACUAGCCAGCCAACCAGCCAGCCAGGCAACCGGCCCCACCUGGACUAGCGGCAACGUCUGAAAGGACGACGAAAGGAAGUUUAAAGUGCGUCUUUGUUGUUAGAUUAUGUUUAUGUUAGUUUUAUAUAUGUAUGUAUUUGUAUUCUGCUUCGAAAACGAAAUACAUUUAUCUGCUGUUUUACAAUUUAUCA